UUAAAGGACUAAAAAUGGUGACGUACAUACUUAAUGGAUCAUUAUAGACCAACCGAAAAACAUAAAGUUUCUUUUUGUCAUGAAAAUUUGCAACUCUUCCAAUGGAGGCUUCAUCGUUUUCCACCAGACUCCGAUAUCCAUUUCCAGAGACAUUGCUGAGCAAAAGAGAAAACUUUCCUGCAUUGAUUAAGUGUUAUGCAUCCCCUUCAUCCACGAAGAAUGGCACUGGAACUUUACUCUGUCAAGCUGGGUUUCAUACUCGGAAGUGGAGUCUCUUGCAGGUGUCGUGUAGCCGAGAGAGAGAUAUUCCUGUCAUAGAAGCUGGGUGCAUGGAUGAUAUAUAUGAUGCUUUGGCUGAACACCUUGUUCCAACUGCUGCAGCAGCAUCAAGCCCUAAUUUCAAGCAUAUUGUUGGUCUUGCUGGCCCUCCUGGUGCUGGAAAGAGCACUGUUGCAUCUGAGGUAGCUAAGAGAGUCAAUAAGUUAUGGCCCCAAAAGUCUCGUUCCUUUGAUGAUCAAGUUGAGCCUCCAGAAGUUGCUAUUGUUCUUCCAAUGGAUGGAUUCCAUCUUUAUCGUCAUCAGCUUGAUGCAAUGGAGGAUCCAGAGGAAGCACAUGCGAGAAGGGGCGCCCAAUGGACGUUUGACCCCAAUUUACUGCUGGAAUGUCUUAAGACUCUUAAAGAUCAGGGAUCAGUAUACUGUCCGUCUUUUGACCAUGGUGUAGGAGAUCCAGUAGAAGAUGAUAUCUUUGUGAACCUUCAGCACAAAAUAGUGAUAGUUGAAGGUAAUUAUCUGCUUCUUGGAGAUGGUGCUUGGAAGGAGGUAUCCUCUAUUUUUGACGAGAAGUGGUUUGUCGAUGUUGAUAUUGAGAAAGCAAUGCAACGUGUCCUAAAGAGACAUAUAUCUACAGGGAAGCCCCCUGAUGUUGCUAAAUGGAGGAUAGAUUACAAUGACAGGCCCAAUGCUGAGCUAAUUAUGAAGUCCAAGAAAAAUGCGGAUAUGGUGAUCAAGUCGAUUGACGAAUUAAGGUGAAACCGCUACUUGUCACCUGCGGUAAGAGUGAAACUCAGCAGUGCACUAUUUCAUCUGAGCUAAAACUUGAAUGGCUGCAUCAGAAGCAAAAUAGAGUUCUGUCGAUUGGCCUGCAUCUGGAGUAGGCAGA
Messenger RNA from Lycium ferocissimum, 1161 nucleotides. Its product is annotated as putative uridine kinase C227.14. The coding region runs from base 102 to 1031 and encodes 309 amino acids. NCBI's taxonomy places the organism in Eukaryota, Viridiplantae, Streptophyta, Magnoliopsida, Solanales, Solanaceae. The transcript has 12 exons. Gene Ontology annotation, cellular component: cytoplasm. Gene Ontology annotation, molecular function: kinase activity; ATP binding. The record is from RefSeq and is a predicted model, not a curated record.